This is a messenger RNA of Fulvia fulva, 387 nucleotides long. RefSeq lists its product as uncharacterized. The transcript has 2 exons. Lineage: Eukaryota; Fungi; Ascomycota; Dothideomycetes; Mycosphaerellales; Mycosphaerellaceae. The coding region runs from base 1 to 387 and encodes 128 amino acids. The record is from RefSeq and is a predicted model, not a curated record.
AUGACACUUGGUGCCCGGGGCCCGCCAAAGGUAUAUUGCAGCGACACAAGCUCCGGCUCAUACAUCCUCGAUGCGGUCCAGCAAUUCUUCCAGCUCGGCGACGAGGUGCGUAAGAGCCAUGCCUCGGAGAUCCAAAGGCCUCAUGGCUUUGGGGUCGAUCACUUCAGUAGUAAGCGCCAGCUAUUCCUGCGAGAAAAGGCGUUGACGGUGCGUGGAUGGCGUCAGAGGGAGCCGGAAGAGUAUGGCUGGGUUCGUCUCAAUCCCGCGCAGAAAGGACGGGAGGAGGAUGCAAGUGCAUGGUGCUUCGUGUCCCAUGAGGGUAGAUGGAAGCGGUUCAGCGAGUAUAAGCAGCACCGGGAGGAAGAGCAACAUUCGAAGCUUUGGUAG